Molecule: messenger RNA, 1433 nt
Organism: Pollicipes pollicipes
Lineage: Eukaryota; Metazoa; Arthropoda; Thecostraca; Pollicipedomorpha; Pollicipedidae
Gene: Ssu72
Product: Ssu72 CTD phosphatase
Exons: 5
Coding region: 388-963 (191 amino acids)
Biological process (GO): mRNA processing
Cellular component (GO): nucleus
Molecular function (GO): phosphoprotein phosphatase activity
Source: RefSeq, a predicted model, not a curated record
GUACACCACCCCGCACGCUGUCUGGAGGGUCGCAGGGGCUGUUUGUGGACAACGUCGAGAUAGUUGGAAGGUUAAGACCAGGAACCCGAUAGAUCUCACUCCAGCGGUUGCCGUGUGGAGCUCAAUUCCUUGAGGCGUGACUGGCUGCCGCCUUUUUAUGUUAUUGUUGAAGAAUACCUGGACGGCGGCGGUGAACGUUCGGGAUUUUUCGUGAACCACUUGGUGGCGAAUGAGAAAGCUAAAAAGCUUAGGUGUAUCUUUGAUAUAGUGAAGGUACCAUUGAAUAGCUAGACGUUUGGGUGAACACAUUUCCAAACAGGAUAUUCUGUCGGAGCGCGUCGCCCCUCGCCGCAGUAGCGCCGCCGACGCCGCCGGCCUGAGCUCGCCAUGGGGCUCCGCUUUGCCGUGGUGUGCUCGAGCAACAUGAACCGCAGCAUGGAGGCCCACGCCUACCUGAGCAAGAAGAGCUUUACGGUGCAGUCGUUCGGCACCGGUGACAAGGUGAAGCUGCCUGGCUCGGCGCCCAACAAGCCCAACGUGUACGACUUCGGCACGUCCUACGAGUCCAUCUACCAGGACCUGCAGGACAAGGACCGCACGUUGUACACGCAGAACGGUCUGCUGCACAUGCUGGACCGCAACCGACGCAUCAAGGCCGGCCCGCAGCGGCUGCAGGAGUGCCCCGACAAAUUUGACGUGGUGGUCAGCUGCGAGGAGCGAGUCUACGACCAGAUCUUGGAGAUGUUCGAGAGUCGCGAGCCGACCGAGAACACGCCCGUGCACAUCAUCAACAUCGACAUCCAGGACAACCACGAGGAGGCCACGAUCGGAGCGUUCCUCAUCUGCGAUCUCUGCACGCAGCUGGAGGAGUCGCAGGAUUUGGAGGACGACAUCGAUGAGCUACUGCAGGAAUUCGAGUCCAAGGCCAACCGGCAAAUACUGCACUGCGUCCAGUUCUAUUGAUGUCCGUCUGUCCUCUCGCGUGGUCCCGCCAGCGUACACUGGCUGGUCAAGUGUCACUAAAACUGAUCUGUUGACGAGAACCCUGGAUAAUUGAGAUAGGCCGGCUGUGGUGUGACGCGGACUCGCGCGUCACUUGUGGUGCCCUCUGAAGUUAUUUUUGUGUUGUGGUAGGCUUGGCAAGCCUAAUUUCCGGCUCCGGGCGAUAGAUGGCACGACCGGCUCUUGACGCGUGGCGGUUGCGUCCUGAUCGCAAACUGCGGGCGUGUUUUACGCCUUGUGACCGUUUGGUACGUCCGCAAUGGAAGCGUGACAUGCUGUUUGUUGGAGUCGGCUGUACUGUAUAUGAAUGAUGUCGGAUGCUAGUAUCCACAUCCGGACUGAUUCACCAUGUCACGUCGCGAGUUACGGCCCCGUAACCCAACACCGGCCUUUGUUGGCGAAUGGAUUCGUAAUACACGUCUCCCUCUGGA